CACAACAGAUAGCUGGAGAGCUAUAAUACCUAGACGCAGAUCUAAAAAUAAAAGGGGGAAUUUCAAAUUAUUUGCAUUGCUUUUUGGACGAAAUCGUUUACGGACUUAACAUUUUUCGUAUUGCUCUUUUUUGUGCUUGCAUACCCUCUUUAUCCAUAACCUGCUUGGACUGACAGCCAUUGGAAACCCAUUUACGGAAAGAUGCUUAACAAUAUGGAUUUGAACUCUCAAGAUUCUUUCUACUCUCAGCUCGACAACUGUAACAGUUCUGCUAUUGGGCUGGAAACUCGCGGCCCGAAAGACAGCCAGGAUGUUUUCAUGGAUUCUGGAAGGACAGCACCUGCUCAGUUUGCACACGCAGGUGCGCCUAUCACCCCCAAAACGGAGCCCACAAGUACAGAUCAGUAUAACUCUUGUCACGGUCCUAAAGAAAGCUACUCAACCUCCUUGUCGUACUCUGGCAGUUUCUAUGUAGAAACAUCUCAAGGAGCGCCUUGCAGCACGGAGACAUUACUCAACAUGAUAACCGAAAUCGUUGGCAUCUCAACAACCCCCGUGUCGGAUGCACAACAGUGUACAAACGACCCGAUGAAUACCAGCCAUUCCUCUGUGGACAGCGGCCGUAGCAGUUUUGGAGACGAAGGGGUGCACAGACAGGCCUCCACGUGCCCGAUCGGCAGCGCCACCCCGCCGUUGUAUUCUCCGGGACAGCCAGGCCACAGUUACCCGGACUCCCAGACCACCACACAGGCCCAAGACUCUGCUGCAUCGAAUUUGAACUUUUGCUCCUCUGCGCAACAAUCCACCCAUGACACCGAGCCGCUGCCCGAGUCCGCAACGUUCCCAGUGGCGAUCAAAAAUGAAUUCGAGAGCAGCUGUUACGAGUGGGGAGCAUUUAACAAAUCUGAUAACUACUUGGAUGCUGGCUUCCAGUCAGAGGCAUUCACAAUGCCGACUACUUUUCCAACCGAUCAACAGGUGGAUGUAAAAGAGCUUUUGGACUCUUAUUCCCCCAUUUGCCCAAACCCAGAGAUUGAAUUCAAAGUGGAGAGCACCCUUAAACAGGAGCAGUGCUUCGGAGAUGCAUGCACACAAGGUUUCAACACCCCCAUGUUUAACUAUUCUGCUCCAAUUAUGGAUAUCCCUUCCAACAGUCUUUUGAAACCGAGCAUAUUUCCAAAUAUUGAACUCCAGUCCAGUUGCGACACAACCUACUCGACCUCAACAAUAGACUCCGUUCUGUAUUCAUCUUUAUUGCCGGAGUCUUUCAGUCAAACUUACACACGGGCUCAGAAACCCAAUCGAGUAAGAAAGAGCCCUGCCUCCUCCACCGGGCCGGCCAAGGAGAAACCCUUCACAUGUCCCAUGGAGACCUGUGACCGGCGCUUCUCUCGAUCGGAUGAGCUCAACAGGCACAUCCGUAUUCACACGGGACACAAACCCUUUCAGUGCCGAAUCUGUUUGCGUAGCUUCAGCAGAAGUGACCAUCUGACCACGCACACUCGCACUCACACGGGUGAGAAACCUUUUUCUUGUGAUGUAUGCGGAAAACGCUUUGCCAGGAGCGACGAAAGGAAACGGCACGGCCGCGUGCACCUCAAACAGAAAGAAAAGAUGGAGUUGAAGCCACAAGUAGUUAAUGCGUGGCCAUUCACCUUGCCCGAGGCCAUCUGAGCCCGAACUGUGAAGGGCACAUGAGCUCUUGUUGUGCGCAAUGUUAAAUCUUACCGUCUUGGAAGAUUCAAGCUUUCUAAAACAGUUCUUUAAGCCAUAGAUUACGACUCCAAAGCUCAACAUGAACGUUGUGGCAAUUGUUGCAAGCGACCCGUAUGAGCGUAAAGGUCCAAUGAGGUGUUGGAUCGCGUUGUCAUGACAAGCGCGUGAUUUUAAAAGUGGACCUCCCACAAUGAACCUUGCUUGCAGUGUGUGCAGCAAGUGCAUAAACUUGUAUUCUUUUCCUCGACCAUCGUGUUUCCUUUACGGGAAGCGUGUUUUACAGAACAAGUGUAUUGCAGUUCAGCACUUUCACUAAGGAACAGCUCCAACCUCGACCUUGCAUUGUAAUGCGGUAGUAAAACGCACAGCUGGAAUGUAUUGCACUUAUCUCCACUUUUGAACUUCAGUGUUUUAAUUCGUGCUUUUUGGUCUUUUAUAUUUUAACGCUGUCACCUGUUUGAGAAUUCUUUAAAAUGCAUGUAAAUGUUUACGUGAUAUAAUAAAAAUCUCUGAUGGAGAAGUCAGAUUUACCUCGUUUUUCAACAUGGUGGCAUUAUUAGUUCAUUUGUGCCAAGGUUUUUACAACGUA
Messenger RNA from Myxocyprinus asiaticus (Chinese sucker), 2305 nucleotides. Its product is annotated as early growth response protein 4-like. Bases 202 to 1674 code for a protein of 490 amino acids. Gene Ontology annotation, molecular function: RNA polymerase II cis-regulatory region sequence-specific DNA binding; DNA-binding transcription factor activity, RNA polymerase II-specific. Lineage: Eukaryota; Metazoa; Chordata; Actinopteri; Cypriniformes; Catostomidae. The transcript is spliced from 2 exons. The record is from RefSeq and is a predicted model, not a curated record. Gene Ontology annotation, biological process: regulation of transcription by RNA polymerase II.